GCCGCCGCCCAUGUCCAGCGGCCCGUCCCACGUGGUUAUUUGCGUGCGCGUUGUCAUCGGCGAGCUACGCGCUUGCGGGCAGCUCGCGGGGCUGGAGAUCCCGGACGCUGAGCUCACCGAAGCGGGCGCGCCCGCCCUGUUCCAAAGUGUGCUCGCAGCCUUCCUCGCCGAGGCGCGCGUACCUGGCGCGCUUCCCUCGCUCCCGAUGCCUCCUGUGCUCGGAGAUGAAAGCCCGGUGGACCUGCUCCGCUUGUACAUCGCCGUGCGCACUCGCGGCGGAUUUGCCGCUGUCACCUCCUGGGCGGUUGUCGCUCAGGCGAUAGGCCUCGACCCGGCCACGGACGCGGCCCUCAGGCUUGUGUACGCCAAGUAUCUGUCCCUUCUUGAGCAGACCAUCGCCAAGCCAGAAAAGCAAGCAGAGAUUGCUGGGAGCAGUUGCAAUGCAGCCCACCGCUCGAAGGCGAAGAAGGGCAAGUUCCUGUCGCCACACAAGGGCCAUGGGAGCGCUGGAUCAGCCCAUCUGAAGCGUAAGAGGGAUGGUCUUGUCCAGAUGCUUAACUGGGUCCGGCUUCUUGCCAAGAGCCCAGGUGAACAUCGGAUUUUGCGACAGAAUCCUGACAGCCCAUUCUCCUUGACACUUAUGCUCCGUCGCCAGAUGUUUGCAAAUUUUAAUUGCAGCAAAUUGCCCUAUGAGACUACCUCGCCGCAGAGUGGACUUACAAAUGAGGAGUACGAUGGAUGGGAUGAUCAACUGUGUGCAGGUGGGAAUAGUGACAGGAUUUUGCAAGCACGAGCUCGGCGUAUUGGUUUAGCAGAUGUUCCAGAUUGGACUGGGAAGACUCCAUUACUUUACGACGAGCCGCAUGCGUUGAGAUUUCUAGGCCAACCUCUAUUGCCUCCUGAAAGUAAUGAAGCCCUUGAUGCUGAUACUAUUGGUAAGGGUAGGCCAGAUAAGUGCAGCUGUCAACUCCCAGGUUCUGUCGCUUGUGUUAGAUUUCAUGUGACGGAGAAGAGGAUCAAACUGAAGCAUGAACUGGGCUCAGCAUUUUAUGCAAUGGGUUUUGAUCGCGUUGGUGAGGAUGCAGCAUUAACAUGGAGAAAGGAUGAAGAAAAGAAAUUCAACACCAUUAUCCAGAAUAAUCUGCCUUCAUCGAAGUACAAAUUCUUUGAGGAAGUGUUUGCUGCCAUGGGUUCCAAGGAAAAAACAGGCAUUGUGAGUUACUACCACAAUGUUUUCCAGGUGCGACGGAGAGCUUACCAGAAUCGGCUCAAUCCAAAUGAUGUCGAUAGUGAUGAUGAUUCACUCGAGCCUGGCUUCCUGCAUCUUCGUCAAGGUGGUGGUCAGGGUAAUUUCAUGUCUGCUUCUUCCUCUGGAACUCAAAGGGGUUCCUAGGUUAUCGAGUGUCAAUAGGUCAUUGGUAGCUCGGUGGCUCCAGCCCAGCUUCUUUUUCUGGAGCUCAGAGGAAGGUUCCAUAGGUUGAUAUUCAUCAAUUGGUUAUUGGAGACUUUAAGCAAACUUAAAGUGGUGGCGUGUUCUCAUUGAGAUUUUUCUUCUGUGAAUAGCCCAGUGGCUCGUUCCCUCCUGAUGGACCUGGACAGUAAUGCAAUUGUGUUGACGUUUAGACCCUUACCUAGGUAGUUUUACUAUUACCUGGUUUUUGAAUGUAUGUUUGUCACUAUGCCAACAUCAUUUUUGUGCA
Molecule: messenger RNA, 1700 nt
Organism: Lolium rigidum
Lineage: Eukaryota; Viridiplantae; Streptophyta; Magnoliopsida; Poales; Poaceae
Product: AT-rich interactive domain-containing protein 2-like
Exons: 2
Coding region: 11-1393 (460 amino acids)
Molecular function (GO): DNA binding
Source: RefSeq, a predicted model, not a curated record